Messenger RNA from Seriola aureovittata, 1969 nucleotides. It is a transcript of the gene pnoca, whose product is annotated as prepronociceptin a. Bases 154 to 888 code for a protein of 244 amino acids. The transcript has 3 exons. The record is from RefSeq and is a predicted model, not a curated record. NCBI's taxonomy places the organism in Eukaryota, Metazoa, Chordata, Actinopteri, Carangiformes, Carangidae. Gene Ontology annotation, biological process: sensory perception; chemical synaptic transmission; neuropeptide signaling pathway. Gene Ontology annotation, molecular function: opioid receptor binding. Gene Ontology annotation, cellular component: dendrite; plasma membrane; axon terminus.
CUAUAAGAGCAGCUGACUCCAUCCUCCACGUCGCCAGAGAAACCCACACUGAAGCUGAAGGAGGGAAACAUAGGCUGACGAACCUCAACCUGCACCCGAGGGACCCUCUAUAGGCACCCACUAUCUCACGCCAACACAGCAGACGGUGGGACCAUGAAGACUGUGGUGGCUCUGCUGCUGCUCUGUCUGUGUGAUCCUGGACACAGUGACUGCCAGGGAGACUGCCUGUCCUGCAGCAACAUCCUGCCCAAACAGCUCAGUUUCAACACCAUGGUGUGUCUCAUUGAGUGUGAAGGAAACAUCUCCCCGGCUUUCACCUGGGACCUCUGUCGUAAAGCGUUGUCUUCACCUAUUUCCUCCCUCAGUGGUACUAUGCGGAAAAGAUCUCAGGAGGAGGUGGAGGCCCUGUUUCCUGAGGAGGGAGAGCAGAUGGAGGGAGGUCUGUUACUACCCAUUGCAUUGCAGAGGUUUGAUCAUGUGACCCGCGCACUUGGAGUGGACGAGAGCGAUCUGGGUGGCAAGGGCAACCACCUGAACACUGCCUACAAUUCCCAGAAUGCUUUGUCUCUUGAUGAUGAGUAUGAUGAAGAGGCAGGGCAGGAAGAAGGGGAUGCUGAUAUGGCAGCCGGACAGGGUGAUGUAGGGCUGAGCGUCUCCAAGAGGUUUGGCGGUUUCGUCAAAGGGAGGCAUGGCUACAGGAAGCUGAUGUCUCCAGGAAGAUCGUACCAGAAGAGGUAUGGUGGCUUCAUUGGCAUUCGGAAGUCAGCCCGCAAGUGGAACAACCAAAAACGUUUCAGCGAGUUUCUGAAGCAGUAUCUGGGAAUGAGCACUCGGGCCACUGAGUUCAACAGCGUGUCGGAGGAUCUCACCAAUCAGAAUGAAGUUUAGCACCUUUAAACCACUGCUGUAAAACAAUUUCCUGAUGUAUUUUCACUGAUCUUGUUUUGUAUUUCAAUCACCAUGUCAAACUCUAACUGGUGUCACCAAAGUUAACCUAUUGAAUCUAACUAAUUUACCAAAAAGUGAAAAUUCCAGUGGAGUAACUAGAAACUUUGGUCCCCCUGAAACUCUGUAACUCCUGGCACCUUCCAGGUUCCCUCCCUGUCCAGGUCUGAGCGUCCUGAAUCAUUCAGACCUCCCAUUUGGUGUCCCCAUGGGAUGUACCAGUUAAACAAUCGUGUUUCAUUUGAUUAGCUGCCCGUGUACUUCAUGACAUUUGAAGGAAGCCCCCAAAGUGGGAAUCAUUGAGAGUCUUGGAGUAGUUUGCAGCAAAAUAAAUAAAGUGUCAUCUACUAUAUAAGUCAACAAUAAAAGUUAGUAUAAUUAUUGCUUUUCUGAUCCCCUGUAUUAUACAGUAUAUUCUACGUAUUAAUUUCUGUGCUGGGUCAUGUGUAAAAAGUGCUAAAUCAUCUUACAUGGAGGCCUCUGGCUUUGGGGGGUCUUUGAGAAAUGUGUAAGAACCUCUGUUAUCGAGUCUAGCAGGAAAACUCUCUUUCAUACUACCAGCUUUUGGCAAAAUGCAUAACUCAGUCUUUGUGAAAGAACAAUGCCAGUGUUUUUUCAUGUUUUGGCAUUAUGGUUAGGCAAUGUCAGCAGUUAAGUAAAGUAUACUGUAUGUAAUUUGUGGUAAAUCCGUGAAAACAUGCAAAAACAGCUAAAGCUCACUGAGUUAUCAUUGUGCCAAAACACACCUGAGACAUGGCUACUGCAGCAGGUUUAAUUAAAAGAUCUCACCUUCAGUUUGGUGCAGUGGUGAACAUACUACACAACACUCAACAUUCAUAACGUUAUACAAGUGAGAAUCAUCUCUGACUGGCUCUUGUGUCAAAAUGCUAGACUCCUAAAUAUAUACAAACAGUAUUUGGUAUUUUUGUUUUAACUGUAAUGGUCUGAAAUGUUUUUGUUGCCUACAAUGAGAACUUGUAAAUAGCUGAAUUUAAACAUGUCAAUAAAAAUAGUUUACUAUUUC